AUGGUGCCCUCCAAGGGCUCCGGGUACCGGUGCAUUAGGAUCAACCAUAAGAUGGACCCCUUGAUAGGAAAGGCAGCGGGGAUGAUUGGGCUGAGCCACGAGAGACUCUUCCAGCUCUUACCCAGCGAAUUGACUCUUUGGGUCGACCCUUUCGAAGUGUCCUAUCGCAUAGGUGAAGACGGGUCUAUCUGUGUCCUUUACGAAAGUCCCCAGCCUGGUGGGAAGACGACCAAACCGCUGGAGAGUAGGACCAACUGUAAGGAGGAGUGGAGAAUUGGCAGAUCCAGCCCUUCCAAGAAUUACAGCAUGAUGACAGUUUCUAGUUAA
This is a messenger RNA of Fulmarus glacialis (Northern fulmar), 327 nucleotides long. RefSeq names its product protein BTG1-like. The transcript has a single exon. The coding region runs from base 1 to 327 and encodes 108 amino acids. NCBI's taxonomy places the organism in Eukaryota, Metazoa, Chordata, Aves, Procellariiformes, Procellariidae. The record is from RefSeq and is a predicted model, not a curated record. Gene Ontology annotation, biological process: negative regulation of mitotic cell cycle; negative regulation of cell population proliferation. Gene Ontology annotation, cellular component: nucleus; cytoplasm.